Callorhinus ursinus (northern fur seal) is the source of this 1689-nucleotide messenger RNA. Lineage: Eukaryota; Metazoa; Chordata; Mammalia; Carnivora; Otariidae. The record is from RefSeq and is a predicted model, not a curated record.
AUGCCAAACAGCCCGUCAGUACCACCCGGGCCCGCGGACAGAAGCAAGAUCAGCCCUCGAGACCCAGCAGAGGCGGGAACAAGUUCGAAAACAUGGCCUAAGUUCUCCUUCUGGAAAGAAACCCGUGCCCCUCUCCCAUCCCAGGAGGAGGAGGACUUCGCAGCUCCAAUAGUGCAGAAGACACAGGCUCCUAUCCGCAUAACGAACCUGACUCCCGGCCCUGGGCCCCAUCCUUUCCAGGUCAUCUCCCCACAACGUGCCGCCCCGACCCCAGCGUUCAGCCCCAGACGGAAGACCCGCCCGCCUUCUGACCAGCCUUCGGGGGACUGGGGUCUGGGUGCUCCUGCGCGGAAGCACAACGCCGCCUUAAAGUCCUCUGCUUUUGUCUCGCUGCUCCCUCUGUGGUCCUGGAGUGAACGGAAGAGAAAAACGGAAAUGUGGGGGAAGGUUUUGAAGGAAGAAGUAGCAGAACUGACUACCGAACCCCGCAACUCGAGGGGUGAGCACGAUGCCCAGGUGGCAGGUCACAGUCAGUGCCGGCACGCGGUGGUCACCGCGAGGCUGCGCACCUGUGACACGCCGGCGCCAGACAGGAGAGCGCCGAGGGGGCUUGCCGAGCGCCGGGCUCCAGGCUCCUGGAGGGGGGGCUGCACUCGAGCGGAGCGUUGGAGGAUGGCACGGGAUCGGCCACCUCCCUGAGAAGGUGAAUGGGGAGAACACAUUCCAGGGAAUGGCACGAGCCACGCCCCGGGGCCAGGGGGUUGCUCCUCAGCUACUCCUGGCCUGACCCCCACGGGACCCUGGUGCGUGGAGGAGGCGCGGGGGGCGGGGCGCAGGGCACAGGUGCGGGCGCGCCCAGUGAAAAUCUGUCGCGCGUCCUGCUACAAGUAAGAACAUAUUUCAUAGGAGAAAAGUCAAAGAGAGAGUAUCAGAGAAGGUAUUGAACUUUACCAAACUUUCCAGUGAGAUUAUUUUCACUGCGCUUGCCUCCACGCAGGUAACUUUUUAUAUCUGGUUUGAGGCCCCCGUGGCUCUGUGGCGUUCCCUUGACUGAGACGUUUCAGCGAUGAUCCCUUCGGGUUCCUCCUAGUUUGCGUGGGCUUCGGGCAGAGGCCGACAUCCUCUGACACCUGACGCGGCCUGGGGAGUGGGAACGCACGGCCACAGAAUUCAGAUGACAAAUGUCCCACAAGCCCGAGAGUAUCGGACCACGGAGAACGAUGCCCACGGAACUGGAGACGACACAUGCCCUGAGUUCCCAAACGAGAGGAUGGAAAACAAGCCCUCAAGACGCGUGGUCACUGGACGCCGCAGACGUGCGUUGGAGCGCAUGCUGCAGACUCUUAGAGAAGAGCCUGGCGAGCGCUCCGAGCGCGCCGUCCAGACGCAGCUUCCUUUCUCUAUUUUCUCAGAUAAAAUGGCAGGAUAUUGAAAGCAUGCAAUGUGAUGAUUCGAUAUACCUAUACCCUCAGCGGUCUCCCCUCACAUAACCAGUUUGAGGUUUUUUGGUGAGAACGUCCAAGUUCUACUCUCGGCGAAUUUCAAUUAUACAAUGUCGUAUUAUCAACUACAGUCACCAUGUUAGGCAUCGGAUUGUCAAAACUUAUUCAUCUCAAACCUGAAAAUUGGUACUUGUAAAAACUACUUCUCCUAUUUCCCCCCAACCCCUGACCCCAGGCAACCACAUUU